UGGGUCAGUUGACAGAUUCCACUUCCGGGAGUUUAAAAAACAGACAGUUUAAAUUGCCGUGGCACCGUUUUGUUGCUUGUUUGUGCUAGCUAGGGUCUGUUAGUUUUCUUUGAAGUCCAACUUUUCCUUUUAAACUUGUCUAACUAUGUCAAUAUUUACAUUUCUCCUUAAACUGCUUUUUUGUUUUUAACGCUAACGGUUUUAUGCAUUUUAGCUAGCUAACGUUACUGUUACUGUCCAGCAUUAACUCAGGUUGUAAACAUGUCUAGUAUUGUUUACAACACAGGAGAAAACAAGGAUAUUCUAUUCUCCUCUCAAUUGAUAUUGAAUAAGAUGAAAUCUAGACGCACCCAAAAGUAUACAAAACCCCGUUUACAAGACCCUAAACUCGCUGAUAAGGGGCACAAGUCAGCUUCGAAGAGCUAUGCCAAACCACCAUGUGAAUCUUAUCCUGCCCAAAACAAGCCUUUCACUGGGAAACUAUUCUACUUAGAUUUGCCAUCAAAUAGAAGAGCAGAGACAUUAGAGAACGACAUCAAAAGGUUGGGAGGGACGGUGGAGAAGUUCUUCAGCAAGGAGAUCAAGUACCUGGUGUCUAAUAAGAGAGAGGCCAGGUAUGUGCAGUGUCAGGGCCGCAACACACUUGUCCCCAGCCCUGACUCUGGGCACAGCUCCCCCCACCCUCGCCCCUGUCCUGGCAGCCGCAGAGACAGCCUCAAAGGAAGCUCCCAGGGCCAGGCAGACAUGGUGGUCAUAAGCAGGGGCAAGUCUUUGGUGGAGAGAGUUGUAAAAGAGCAGGUGAGGAUACAGGUCAACGAGAUCCUGUCCAAUGCGCUGGAGUGGGGAGUGAAAAUCCUGUACAUUGAUGAUAUAAUAGCUUAUAUCGAAAAGAAGAAAAGGAAUGUUAAGUAUACUGCUGAAAAGCCAACCGCAACCACAGCUGCUGUCAAGAAAAGUGCCAAAGCAGAACCUACAGGAAAACCAGCUUUCCAGAAGAAUAAAGGUGGAAGGAUCCGUAAGCCCUUUGUGAAGUUAGAGGACUCCAGCAGACAUUACCGUCCAAUUUAUCUGGCCAUGCCGAACAUGCCAGAGUUUAACCUGACGUCAGCUCCCCCCUGCAGUCCAUUCUAUGUAGAGGACCAGGAACACCCUGGGAAGAGACCUAAAGAGCACGGGAACCGAGGGGAGAGAGUGUCAGCCAGUGAGGAGAGGGGGCAGGACCGGACCAGGAGGAACAGAGAUAAGAAACGUGGAGGCUACUGCGAGUGCUGCACGCUCAAAUACAACAACAUCAAAGCUCACCUGCAGAGUGAGCAGCACAAGGCCUUCUCCAGGAGUGAUGAGUACCUGGUGGUGGAUAGGCUCGUCUCCACACUGCCCUUCAACUUCAGACAUGUCAAAACAACACAAACACCAACCAGAAGGCCAAAGUACAGCAUAUCCUCCCUGUUGUGUGUUCCUGGACCCAGUAUACAGAUGGAGGAGGAGAAGAAGGAGGAGGGAGGUGUGGAUACCAGAGAGCUGAAGGAGGAACUAAUGUCCCUCUGGUCUACUACAGUGGAGACCCCUCUCUCCAAUAGUGUGGAAAACCCCUUGGAACAGCCUCAGAAGCGCAGCAGAGUAGCCCCUGUUCCCCACAGCAUCAGCGAGGGGGAGAAGAGGUGCUCUAACGUCCCAGACAGACCCCAGCCCAAACACAGAUCCCUGUCCUGCAAACGACGCUGCCGGCAGGGAUCCUUGCGCACGCACACCCAGAGGGCUGGGCUGAGUCCGACACCUGUGUCUAAUGCAGAGAGAGAUCCUUCUACCCAUGACUCUGACACCAACCCCAGACUCUCCCAACAGGGCCAGAGAUCUAACACAGACAAAGAUGGCCGCUCUUCAUUUAAGCACACAGAGGAUUUAAAGUGUGGCGAUCCAGCUGGAUGUGUGAAGGUCCCUUCCAGUCAGCACGAGGUGGCAGGGCCUUCAGAACACCACAACCUUAGAGCUUUCGUGGAGUGUGAACUGGGUCACAAUACGUUGGCUGGGGAUACUCUUCCCGGGAAUACUGGGGGUGUUCCAGAGCUUGAGGCAGGUGACACGCAGACACACAACCUUCCUCCUGCCAGGACGUUACAGAGGAGGGUCAGGGAUUACAGACGGAAGAGAAGGAAAGUUGAGAAGCAGCAGACUGCUCAGGAGCAGGGAAAACUGACCGACGUUCCCAGCAGCUCUCUGCUGAACCUCUUACAGCUGUUCCACUCCAGUGAGGACAUGGAGUGGGAGUUCAGAGGCUUCCCCAGCUGUUCCACUCCAGUGAGGACAUGGAGUGGGAGUUCAGAGGCUUCCCCAGCUGUUCCACUCCAGUGAGGACAUGGAGUGGGAGUUCAGAGGCUUCCCCAGCUGUUCCACUCCAGUGAGGACAUGGAGUGGGAGUUCAGAGGCUUCCCCAGCUGUUCCACUCCAGUGAGGACAUGGAGUGGGAGUUCAGAGGCUUCCCCAGCUGUUCCACUCCAGUGAGGACAUGGAGUGGGAGUUCAGAGGCUUCCCCAGCUGUUCCACUCCAGUGAGGACAUGGAGUGGGAGUUCAGAGGCUUCCCCAGCUGUUCCACUCCAGUGAGGACAUGGAGUGGGAGUUCCAGGCCUUCCACAGCUAGAGAGGAGAGCAGGGGGUGGGUUUAGGGUGACCCAGAAUCUUCCCAAUUUGAGCACUACCCUCUUACGGACUCAUUGUGUGAACUUAUUGUAUGACAAUUUCUUGGAGUGCCAUAGCAGAUCUAUAUGGGAGGCCAUUGACUGUGGCUCUUUUAAACCUAUGACUUCUAUAAAGGGAAUAGUUCCCUUCAGGUUGGGAGGGUGGUGGCGCAACACUGUUGUGUUGAUUUAACUAUGGCAGCUUUUAUUCUACUAGGCCUCUUUACCAUGACUGGUUUUAUCUGAAGAACAGGCUGGAGCACUAUCCUCAGUCCUGUACAACGCCUGCAUGUGUUCUGGUGUCGAGAGGAACUGCAUGGUUGUGUUUUUGGUAUGUGGUAUUGUAAAACAUAUUUGUAAUUACAACAAAAAAAAGGGAUACAACCAAAGGUCUUCUAUUGAAUAGCCAUUACGUUUCUGUAUGUAUUGUACAGAUGAAAAAAGUAUCUACGUGACAUCUGUGUUUGAUAAAUGAAAGACUACCUAAA
Coregonus clupeaformis (lake whitefish) is the source of this 3164-nucleotide messenger RNA. Its product is annotated as protein DBF4 homolog A. Gene Ontology annotation, cellular component: Dbf4-dependent protein kinase complex; nucleus. Bases 262 to 2352 code for a protein of 696 amino acids. Lineage: Eukaryota; Metazoa; Chordata; Actinopteri; Salmoniformes; Salmonidae. The transcript has 12 exons. The record is from RefSeq and is a predicted model, not a curated record. Gene Ontology annotation, molecular function: nucleic acid binding; zinc ion binding; protein serine/threonine kinase activator activity. Gene Ontology annotation, biological process: regulation of cell cycle phase transition; positive regulation of nuclear cell cycle DNA replication.